Molecule: messenger RNA, 1999 nt
Organism: Vigna unguiculata (cowpea)
Lineage: Eukaryota; Viridiplantae; Streptophyta; Magnoliopsida; Fabales; Fabaceae
Gene: CCD8
Product: carotenoid cleavage dioxygenase 8
Biological process (GO): carotene catabolic process
Cellular component (GO): chloroplast
Molecular function (GO): carotenoid dioxygenase activity
Source: RefSeq, a predicted model, not a curated record
CUCACUCACAAAAACCAAACACACACACACCUUCAAUUUUCUUCUUUUUUUCCAUUUCCAUGGCUUUCACAACCAUGCCUUCUUCACUCACAAACCCCACUUCUUCCCCAACUAUCUUUCUUCCUCCCAUCUCUCAUCGUAACAAUCAUCUUUUACCUCCAAAUAAACUCAUCAUCAAUAAAGGCCAACGCAAUCUCCGAGACUUAACCGUUGCAAAUGUUGCAAGUCCUUCAUUACCCAUGAUUACCCCACCAACACCGGAGGAACACCGCUCAGAAACCACCGCCGGCCACCACCAUGUUGCAUGGACUAGUGUCCCGCAGGAGAGGUGGGAGGGAGAGUUACAAGUUGAAGGGCAAAUACAACCAUGGCUGAAUGGAACGUACCUGAGGAAUGGGCCUGGGAUGUGGCACAUAGGAGACUACAACUUCCGCCACCUCUUCGACGGUUACGCUACGGUGGUGAAGCUCCGAAUCCAGGACGGCCGGUUAUUCGCCGGCCACCGUCAACUUGAAUCGGAGGCGUACCGAGCGGCGAAGAAGAACCAGAAGAUAUGCUACCGGGAGUUUUCGGAAGUGCCAAAGGCGGCGAAUUUCCUGGCGUAUGUGGGGGAGCUGGCGAGCCUGUUCUCCGGCGCGUCGCUGACGGACAACGCGAACACCGGCGUGGUGAGGCUUGGCGACGGGAGGGUGGUGUGUCUGACGGAGACGCAGAAGGGGUCGAUUGUGAUUGACCCCGAGACUCUAGAAACGGUGGGGAAGUUCGAGUACAGUGACUCGUUGGGGGGUCUGAUUCACUCUGCGCACCCCGUUGUGACGGAUACGGAGUUUGUGACGUUGUUGCCGGAUUUGGUGAGAGCAGGGUACCUUGUGGUGAGGAUGGAGCCAGGCACCAAUGAGAGGAGGGUCAUUGGUCGGGUCAAUUGCCGGGGCGGGCCUUCACCCGGUUGGGUACACUCUUUUCCUGUCACCCAACACUAUGUUCUUGUACCCGAAAUGCCGUUGAGGUACUGUGCUCAGAAUCUGCUCAAGGCUGAACCUACUCCUUUGUACAAGUUUGAGUGGCACCCCCAGUCUAAAGCUUUUAUGCAUGUUAUGUGCAAGACCAGUGGAAAUAUUGUGGCAAGUGUGGAAGUGCCUCUGUUUGUUACUUUCCAUUUCAUUAAUGCGUAUGAGGAAGAAGACGAAGAUGGGAGGGUGACGGCCAUUAUUGCGGACUGCUGUGAGCAUAAUUCGGAUCCUACCAUUCUUGAUAGGCUUAGGUUACAGAACCUUCGUUCUUUUAAUGGUGAAGAUGUUCUACCCGAUGCUAGGGUUGGACGGUUCAGAAUACCACUGGAUGGAAGUUCAUAUGGAACACUAGAUGCAGCAUUGGACCCAAAUGAACAUGGGAAAGGCAUGGACAUGUGCAGCAUAAACCGUAAUCAUCUAGGGAAGAAAUACAGAUAUGCGUAUGCUUGUGGAGCUCGGCGACCUUGUAACUUUCCCAACACACUCACCAAGCUUGAUUUAGAGUUGAAAAAGGCUACGAACUGGCAUGAAGAAGGUGCCGUGCCCUCAGAACCAUUCUUUGUGGCACGACCAGGAGCAACAGAGGAAGAUGAUGGCGUGGUAAUCUCCAUUGUCAGUGAGAAAAAUGGAGAAGGGUAUGCGUUGCUGUUAGAUGGUUCCAGUUUUGAAGAGAUUGCUAGGGCCAAGUUCCCUUAUGGACUUCCAUAUGGGUUGCAUGGGUGCUGGGUUCCAAAAGAGUAACAGUAUCACUGAAUAUUGUGUAGUAAUAUAAAAUCUGGUCAGAGAAAAUGACGCAACUGCUUGGAAGCACUACACCUAUACAAUAUAUUAUGCAAGUAUACUGGGUACAAGGGAUAUUCGUCCUUAAGCGUGUAAUAUUAUUGUAUGUGUAUGAUAAGGUCGCAAUUAUGGAUUCGUCCUCUUCCCCUCAGCAUUUUGUACAUUGUACUGCAUGUUUAUAUCAAUGAGUAAUCUCAUUUUUUUUCUCA